AUGUCGAUGCAAUAUCCAGGGUUCUAUGUCCCAGCUGUUGGAAAACUAGCCUGGGCUAAUCUAGUACUCUGGGAAGGGCCUGUUUUCAAGCACCAUACAGACGAAGGGCCAACAGGCGGAUACCUGCCUGACUACCGCAUCGGCUUGGUCAUCCUGAUGCUGCUGAUCAUAAUAGGAGCCAGUCACUUUCUUCUACGGAUAUUGGAUGGCCCUUCAGAACUCAAACCAGCUCAAAGUUCCUUUGAGCCAGACGGUCCUACUUUUGAUUUCCAUGCAAUGUGGAAGGUCCUCUCUCGACGUAUUCCUCAUAGCAUGCCGUUGAUGCAGGCCAUCGGCGUUGGCAGUCUUCAGGACUUUCCUAGUGUGCAGCUAUUUGUCUUGGUGACUUGCGGAUCUGUUUUCAUUAGCUUUCAUCUAGCUUCGAAGAAAGACAAGCGAAUAGCAUCCUCAUCAACAUUUUAUCUGUCGCUCAUACGAUUAAUGGCUGUAUUACCGAUGGUUGUCUUUGUCUUGCCAACUACCUCGGCCGCCAAACAGUGGACUGGCUACGCCAUAUUGAGUCUUCAUGGAGUGGUCAUUUCGGUGGGAUAUUCAACCAAAUCAUUUUGGAAGUUGUAUAAGACACUAUCCAAAAGGUCAGUCACGGAGCCCGCAAAUGUAUUUCAUCUUGAGCCCAGUUCGUCUCUAUCAUCAAGCAACCUACUUGAGCAUUCUCGGGCCCAUAGUAGGGAGCCUUCGUGGCAAGAUCAUCAGCAGAAUCCUUCGUCUUUUUACCGCCCACCGCGGUCACCAAGUAUUGCCCCUAGUCUUCAAACCUUUCGACCCGCUCCAAGUCUGGGGACUGUGAAAGGAAAACUUCCAGCGAAACAUCCAGGGGAAGGGAAGUUCGACAUGAGCUCAGAUCUUUCAAAAGUCCCGCCAAAUCCUGGUGUUGAUUACUCCUUUCGUGAAGCCGACAGGUUCUACGGUAUAGCUGAGGACAGUCUUCUCUACCCCGACUUCAACCCCUACCUCGAAUUCGACUUCAGGCCUAUCGUCAGAAACACCCAGUCCUGCGAGUGA
Molecule: messenger RNA, 1062 nt
Organism: Fusarium sp. VM40
Lineage: Eukaryota; Fungi; Ascomycota; Sordariomycetes; Hypocreales; Nectriaceae
Source: the annotation of a GenBank genome assembly